Hordeum vulgare subsp. vulgare (domesticated barley) is the source of this 1075-nucleotide messenger RNA. RefSeq lists its product as uncharacterized. The coding region runs from base 476 to 949 and encodes 157 amino acids. The transcript has a single exon. The record is from RefSeq and is a predicted model, not a curated record. NCBI's taxonomy places the organism in Eukaryota, Viridiplantae, Streptophyta, Magnoliopsida, Poales, Poaceae.
CCUGAAGAAUGGCUCAGCUAAGCUAAGGCUUUGCAGUUAGUGGGUCAAACAGGAACUCCAACACCCUUUCGCCGCCCCAUUUGUCACUGAAGCCACUUUGAUAAUGAUGCACCAUCAGCUGCUCAUUAUUCAAUCAAUCAGUGAUUAAAUCAAGGCUGCUACCAACUCACACGCUCAUAUACAUUAACCCCAUUAUUAAACCCCCCCCUAAGCUUCCAGUCAGUUUCCACAUAUAUAGUACUAGAAGAAUCUGUGGCGUGCCAGGUCAGUCGUCAUGCCAGUGCCUUGAGAUCAAGCCUACCUAAAAGUCAAAGCCUCACUGCUUAUAUAAUGGGGAGGAACCCCCUGUGGCCAUGGAUCUGAGCAUCGUGUCACGAGACUCACAACUCACACCUCGAUCGGCUAGAUCCACUCCGGUGUGGGUUUUGAAGUUACCGUGUGAUUCCAGCGGAUCGGAGAGAGGGCGAACAACAGCAUGGACUCGACGCAGCAGCUCGCGCUCCGGCCGGUCUCCACCAAGAGAUGCUUUGGCGGGGACGGCAGGGCGGUGUCGGCGAGUGAGCCGUCGAGCCUCACCAACGCGUCCUUCAGGGUGUACUACAGCCUGCGCGGCGCCGGCGUGCCGUUCCUGUGGGAGUCCGCGCCCGGCACGCCAAAACGGGGCGCGGCUGCCGUCUCGCCGGGAAAAGACUCGCUCCAGGCCACGACGGCGACGGCUCGGGCGAGCGGCGGCGCUGCCGGCGCCGGUGGUGGUGCUACGCGGCUGGUGCCGCCCAUCUCGCCGCCACCGUCGUACCAGUCGGAGUCCCAGCUGAAGGGGAAGAGGGGAUGCAGGCAGAGGGUGCAGUCGUGGCCGGAGGCGACGGGAGGCAUCGUGAGGGCGGUGCUCGGAGUGCUCGGGAUGAGGAAGAGCCGCCGCAGGUCGCGCGGGCUGCCGCUGCGUUGCUAGUUUGUUUGCCACUGGGCUAGCUACAAGUAGGGAAUCAAUCUUGGCCGUUAAUAAAACAUCACGGACGGUUACGGAUGCAAUACGUGUAAACUUAAGGACGACAAGAUUUUAAUUUUUAUGAUCAUA